This is a messenger RNA of Orbicella faveolata, 1401 nucleotides long. RefSeq names its product 3-ketoacyl-CoA thiolase, mitochondrial-like. Gene Ontology annotation, cellular component: mitochondrion. Gene Ontology annotation, molecular function: acetyl-CoA C-acetyltransferase activity. Gene Ontology annotation, biological process: fatty acid beta-oxidation. NCBI's taxonomy places the organism in Eukaryota, Metazoa, Cnidaria, Anthozoa, Scleractinia, Merulinidae. The record is from RefSeq and is a predicted model, not a curated record.
UUGUCUUUGCCGCACUACUCUUGAAAUCUUCGUGGUAGUUUUCAUCAGUUCUCAUUGUAUUUUUCGCUCAGCGGAGUCAUGGCGGGUCUUGCUCGGCCAGUAUACAUCAUAGCAGCUAAAAGAACUGCAUUCGGUGCAUUUGGAGGGAAAUUAAAAGGCAUGAGUGCUACGGUGCUUGGACAACACGCGGCGGUAGCGGCAAUGGAGGCUGGCAAAGUUGAUCCUGCGAUCGUAGAUUCCUCUGUGUUUGGCAACGUCAUCCAGAGUGCCUCAGAUGCGGCAUACAUUUCAAGACACAUUGCCCUAAAAGCCAAUGUUCCAGUUACAACUCCUGCACUAACAGUGAACAGGCUAUGUGGUUCAGGAUUCCAAGCAGUUGUCACGGCAGCACAGGAGAUUCAGCUGGGUGAGAGUGACGUUGUGCUGUGUGGAGGCUCUGAGAAUAUGAGUCAAGCACCUUAUGCCCUGAGAGAUGCUAGAUUUGGAACAAAACUUGGGCUUGACUUAAAGCUGGAAGAUACUCUGUGGCAAGGCUUGACAGAUUUUCAUGCUAAAAUGCCAAUGGGUGUCACUGGAGAAAAUCUUGCUGAGAAAUAUAACAUCACACGACAAGACUGUGACGAGUUUGCUCUGUUAUCACAAAAGAGAUGGGCUGAGGCUAAUGAGGAUGGCCGAUUUGUAGAAGAAAUUGUUCCAGUGGCUGUGAAAGGAAAGAAAGGUCCAGAAGAGUUUAAGGUUGAUGAACACCCAAAACCAAACAGUACAAUAGAGCAUUUAACAAAGUUAGCUCCAGUCUUCAAGAAAGAUGGAACAAUCACUGCUGCUAAUGCUUCUGGUAUAUGUGAUGGAGCUGCAGCACUGAUCGUUGUCAGUGAGAAAGCCCUUAAAGAGCACAACUUUACGCCACUGGCCAGAAUUGUUUCGUACUCUGUUGCUGGUGUGGAACCAUCAAUCAUGGGAAUUGGCCCUGUCCCAGCAAUCAAAGCAGCAUUAAAUAAAGCCGACAAGAGUCUUCAACACAUGGAACUUAUUGAGGUACUUAAACUGAGAUGUACAGUCAAUUGUUGGAUAUUUAUGUUCUACAUCGUAAUUCUUUCACUUGUGUGACACAAGUUGUGUUGUUUGAAAGUUACAAUUACAUAUCAAUUUCAUAAAUAUUUCUUGUCAAUUUAUUUUAUGGAUGAUUUAAGGGUGGUUACUAGCUGUGCAGAUGAAGUGAUGUGGUAUUUCAGUCAACCAUGUCUUUUUUCCCUUUUCAACAAACCAUUUUCCUUUUCUUUUCAAUCAACAAUGUUGCCAUAAGGCCUUGAAAUAAAAAUUUGGUGCAUUAAUCAUUCCAACGUGUUGACCUGUGAACACUCCAGCCUUAAAAAUAUCUGGCUGUGCAUUCACAGGCUAACU